Cicer arietinum (chickpea) is the source of this 2320-nucleotide messenger RNA. RefSeq names its product serine protease SPPA, chloroplastic-like. Lineage: Eukaryota; Viridiplantae; Streptophyta; Magnoliopsida; Fabales; Fabaceae. The record is from RefSeq and is a predicted model, not a curated record. Gene Ontology annotation, cellular component: membrane. Gene Ontology annotation, molecular function: peptidase activity.
GGAUCGAGAGAAACAUAAAACGAGAGAAUCGAAACUCCAAUUGUAGUAGGAAAGAACGACGUGGCGGGAGUAUUGACCGGUAGUUACGUUCCCGCACGAUAGUCUCUCUCAAUCUUUGCAGUUGUCAAGCGGCAAAAAGACGGAAAUGUCACUCACUCGCGCCGCAAUUCACCGCUUCCGUCACACCUACCGCAGAUUAUCGCCAUCACCGUCAAUCACUCGCUUUCAAUUUCAUCCCAUUCCCAUUCCCAUUCCCAAACCCUUCCACUUCCACUCUUCUUCUUGUUACUCCUCAUCUUCCUAUUCCACCAUUAAACAACACUUUGCCGGUCAAGAUGACGAUUAUCCCACCGGUGACUUUCAUUUUAAGCCAGUUACCGGCUGGAAUAAAUUUCUCGUCAAGCUCAAGAUGCUAAUUGCCUUCCCCUGGGAGCGUGUUCAACACGGUAGCGUUUUGAAAAUCAUUUUGCGCGGCCAGAUAACCGAUCAGUUGAAGAGUAGAUUCUCGCCGGGAUUAUCUCUUCCUCAAAUUUGCGAUAAUUUGUUGAAAGCAGCUUAUGAUCCUCGUAUUUCUGGCGUAUACCUUCAUAUUGACAUUUUAAAUUGUGGUUGGGCUAAACUUGAAGAAAUUCGAAGACACAUCUUAAAUUUCAGAAAAUCAGGAAAAUUUGUUGUGGCUUAUGUCCCUUCAUGUCGAGAAAAAGAAUAUUACAUUGCUUGUGCAUGUGAAGAAAUAUAUGCUCCUCCGAGUGCUUAUUUUUCUUUGUUUGGAUUGACUGUUCAAGCGGGAUUUGUCAGAGGUGUUUUAGACAACAUUGGAAUUGAACCACAGGUUGAAAAAAUUGGCAAAUAUAAAAGUGCAGGAGAGCAACUAACCUGUAGAACCAUGUCUGACGAUAAUCGUGAGAUGCUGACUGCGUUGCUGGAUAAUAUCUAUUCAAAUUGGCUGGAUAAUGUUUCUUCUGCUAGAGGGAAGAAAAGAAAUGAUAUUGAGAAUUUCAUAAAUGAAGGUGUCUAUCAAGUAGACAGACUGAAAGAAGAGGGUUUCAUAUCAAGCAUACUCUAUGACGACGAGGUUAUCACUAGGUUGAAGGAGAGACUUCAGGUGAAAACAGACAAAAAUCUGCCUAUGGUUGAUUUCAGAAAAUACUCUGGAGUUAGAAAAUGGACUGUUGGAAUAUCAGGUGGUAAAGAAAUGAUAGCCAUCAUCCGAGCCUCAGGGGCCAUCCGCCGUGUUGAGAGUCCAUUAAGUGUCUCUAGCAAAGGUAUCAUUGGAGAGAAGUUAAUUGAAAAGAUCCGUAGGGUCAGAGAGUCAAAUAAAUUCAAGGCUGCUAUUAUCCGAAUUGACAGUCCAGGAGGUGAUGCUCUUGCUUCUGAUUUAAUGUGGAGAGAAAUCAGGCUUCUGGCUGCCUCAAAACCAGUCAUUGCUUCAAUGUCUGAUGUGGCAGCAAGUGGAGGAUACUACAUGGCUAUGGGAGCUGGAACUAUUGUUGCAGAAAGCCUUACCUUAACUGGUUCAAUUGGAGUGGUCACAGGAAGAUUUAACCUUGGGAAACUUUAUGAGAAGAUUGGUUUCAACAAAGAAAUUAUUUCAAGGGGUAAAUAUGCCGAGCUCUUUGCAGCUGAACAGCGUUCGUUUAGGCCACAUGAAGCAGAGCUAUUUGCCAAGUCUGUACAGAAUAUUUAUAAACAAUUUCGAGAUAAAGCGGCUUUUUCCAGAUCAAUGACUGUAGACAAGAUGGAAGAGGUCGCACAGGGCAGGGUUUGGACCGGUAACGAUGCAGCAUCUCAUGGUUUGGUUGAUGCUAUUGGUGGGCUAUCUCGUGCUAUUGCUAUAGCAAAAUUGAAGGCCAAUAUACCUCAAGACAGAAAGGUUACUGUUGUGGAGCUCUCAAGGCCCAGUCCUUCUCUACCCGAGAUUGUAAGCAGUGUAGGUAAUUCUCUUGUUGGAGUGGACCAAACACUUAAAGAAUUGUUACAAGACUUGACAUUUUCUGAUGGAGUUCAAGCGCGGAUGGAUGGAAUCAUGUUUCAGAAAUUGGAAGGAUAUCCAUCUGCCAACCCCGUUUUGGCAUUGAUGAAAGAUUACCUUAGUUCUAUGUAGAGGGAGAGGGAGGGAUUUUCUUCAAUGUAUAAUAAUAGCAGAUCUACCUGGAAUGAAAAGAGAUUUUCUUCUGUUUGUGUUUUUCAUUGUAUAAUAGCAGAUCUACAUGAAAUCCAGUGGAAAAGCUAAUUCCUCAAUUUAUUGCAUAGUAAUGAGAAACAAUGUCGAUAAAUUUGUAAUCCAAAGACAAAUCAAAAAUGCUCCUCCACUCAAAUA